This is a messenger RNA of Colletotrichum graminicola M1.001, 1524 nucleotides long. Its product is annotated as protein phosphatase 2C. Gene Ontology annotation, molecular function: protein serine/threonine phosphatase activity. Gene Ontology annotation, biological process: protein dephosphorylation. The coding region runs from base 1 to 1524 and encodes 507 amino acids. The transcript has 2 exons. The record is from RefSeq and is a predicted model, not a curated record. Lineage: Eukaryota; Fungi; Ascomycota; Sordariomycetes; Glomerellales; Glomerellaceae.
AUGAUGCUGCUGCAGCGUGCAUGUCGCCCCAACGCCGGGGCCGCCCUCCGCAUCCCCGCGCGAACCGCCGGCCGCCCCUCGACCCCACGCUGGUCGCGUCCCUACACGAGCGGCGGCGGCGGCGGCGGCGUAGACGGCUCCUCUCUCCGCGCACCCCAGCUCAUUGGCGUGUUCCUCCUCUCCGGCGCCGGCGGAUGGGCCAUCUCAUCCCUGCUCCGCGACGGGAAGAAGGGCAAAUCCAGCGCCGUCAUUCCCAGUCUCGGCCCCGGGCCCGUCGACCUCGAGGCGCUGGCCAAGUCGCCGGUUGACGAGGGCAGCUUCGCCAAGGCCGAUGCGAAGCUUCGCGAGGACGUAUUUGUGGGUUCGUUCAGUGCCGGACCCGGCAAAGAUGCCCACGUCCACGCAGCGAGGGUGGCCAGCAACCAUCCGGUCGAGGACUACAUGGCGUGUUCUCUCGCCCCGGGGGUGGGGAGCUCCCAGGCCCUCUUCAACGGCGUCUACGACGGCCACGCUGGGUGGGCAACCUCGCUGCUGCUCAAGAGCGCCCUCAUCCCCGCCGUGUCGUCCUCCAUCGCCCAGCUGCAGCCCGGAGCCGACGACGUCGCGGUCGAGGCCGCCGUCGCAAAGGCCUUCACCGACCUCGACGACCUCAUCAUGGCCAACGCCGCCAAGGCCGUCGACGGCCUCAAAGCAGGCGUCGUCGAGCCCGCCGACUCGAGGGUGAUGGCCGCCAUCGCCCCCGCCAUCGCCGGCUCCUGCGCCCUGCUCUCCAUCUUCGACCCGGCCACCUCGACCAUCCGCGUCGCCUGCACCGGCGACUCGCGCGCCGUCCUGGGCUCCGCCGCGCCCGGCUCUUCGUCCCACUCCGCUCUCGAGCUCUCCAAGGACCAGACCGGCCGCAACCAGGACGAGUUCGACCGCAUCACCAAGGAGCACCCGGGCGAGGACGGCAUCCUCGACAAGAAGAGCGGCCGCCUGCUCGGCAUCGCCGUGACCCGCGCCUUUGGCGACCACCGAUGGAAGUGGUCCGAGGACCUCAUCAAGCACACCCACCUGAACUUCUUCGGCACCGCCCCGCGUCCCAAGUACGCGACCCCGCCGUACAUGACGGCCGCGCCCGUCGUGACCACGACCAAGAUCCAAGGCCCGGACUUUGUCAUCCUUGCGUCGGACGGCCUGUGGGACCACAUCUCGUCCGAGCACGCCGUCGAGUGCGUCUCGCAGUGGCUCUCGGCCAAGAAGGCCGGAGAGAAGACGCCCGCCGACAAGCUGGCGCGCACGCCCGCCACCCCCAGCGCCUUCGAAACGUCCGACGGCUGGCCCAACUGGUCCGCCACGCCCGAGCACUUCGUGGUGGAGGACCUCGACAACGCCGCCGUGCAUUUGAUCAAGAACGCCCUCGGCGGCAAGCGCAGGACCCUCUUCAUCGGCGCCGCGCUCGCGUAUGCCCCCUUGUCCAGGAACGUCAGGGACGACGUGACGGUCCAGGUCAUCUUUUUCCAGGACCCGAGCAAGGCGAACUGA